AUGAAAAGCAAAAAGGUGUUCAAGAGAGCAAGAAAGCUGGGUAUAAUAGAAGAAGCACAAACAGAAAGAAUAAUAGGGCAGAUUAUAGAGUUAAUUAUAUUUGGUAAUUCAGAAAGCUAUACUUUAGAAGGUGAUAUAUACUUUGAAGAAAAAAGAGUAGGAGAUUCAAAUAGAUCACAUAGAAAUCUGCAAUCAUUAAGCAAAUAG
Molecule: messenger RNA, 207 nt
Organism: Funneliformis geosporum
Lineage: Eukaryota; Fungi; Glomeromycota; Glomeromycetes; Glomerales; Glomeraceae
Source: the annotation of a GenBank genome assembly